GUUGUCAUGACGGUGAAAGAUUCACUGACACCGUUUCGCAGUUAACCGCUGUGAGUGAAAUUCCUGUGCAAAGUCACGUGAUCGCAGGUUGUCAUAAAAUGUGGACGUGUGCAGGAUCUGCUGAUGCUGGUACAGUUUGGGUACGUCCUGAUGACGGUGGCCGGUGCUGCCCUCUACCCACCCUGCGUGUUCAACCCCCUAUGCAGUUGCUCCAAAUCGUUGCCCGACCUGGGGCUCGUCUUCUGUGAGGACGUGCCCCUGCUCCGAAUCCCACCCGCUAUCAACAGCUCCAAGGUGUUCAUGCUGCACCUGGAGAACAACGGGCUCCGCUCCGUCGAGCCCUACUUCCUGCAGGGAACAGGACUGUACCGCCUCGAGAUCAGUCGGAACCUGCUGCCUACAGUCCCAGACGAGGCGUUCUUUGGACUGGAGCGCUCCUUGUGGGAGCUGAAACUUCAGUACAACGACCUGACCGAUGUGCCCAGCAGGGCCUUGAGGCAGCUCCAGAAACUUCGGCUCCUGGACCUCACAGGAAAUGACAUCGGAGAACUGGCGACGGAGAACUGGCGAGGGUUGGAGAACUCGCUGCAGACGCUCAUCCUGGCGGACAACGCGCUUCGCUCACUCCCCGCCGAAGCGUUCAGCUCACUAACACUCCUGGAGAUACUCGAUCUUCGCACUAACCACUUGUCGGAACUGAACCUCGACGUGUUUCGCUCUGGCCCUUCCCGUCUGUCGAGGCUCCUGCUGGCAGACAACCAGCUAAACAGCGUGCCCUACCAGCAGGUCGGGACACUGCGCACGCUCAAAACACUGGACCUAGCCAGCAACAACAUCGAGAGGCUACAUUCAGAGCACCAGGCGUCGGGAGCUCCCCUGUCUCUGGACACACUCAGCCUGGACUUUAAUAAGAUCGAACUUCUGCCGUCUAGGGCCUUCCAGCACUUCGACAUUCUCAACAAAACGUCUCUAGACGGCAACCCUCUCGUCACGAUAGAGUCUGACGCGUUCAGGGACGCUCGUAUCCGGGAUCUUACGAUUCGGGGUUGCGGCCUAACCAACCUGCCCGAAGGAGCGUUUGCAGGUCUGGAGGCAACUCUGCAGGCGUUAGACCUGGGAUCCAACAACCUCACCGACUUUCCCCGCCAACUGCUCUCCGACUUCGACUUCCUGCGCACGCUCACACUACAAGGCAACAGAUUGGCAACCAUCAGCUCUUCGGACACUCUCAAGGGCUUUCAGUAUUCCCUUUACCGCCUGGACCUGAGCGGCCCAGAAAUGGGCAUCACAUCGCUACAGGAUCUCCGCAGGAUGCGCAACCUGAGGUUCGCGUCGCUGAGUCGCUUGCCACGGCCGCACUUGUCACCCGAAGACUUCGAGGAGUUCGGCGUGGACCUGGAGGAACUGCGAGUGACCAACAGCGACCUGGGGGUCAUCAAGAACAACGCGUUCCGCCAUGUGCGGGGCCUCAAGGCACUCGACCUCUCCGAGAAUGUGAUCAGUCAACUCGAGAAUGAGGCGUUCACAGACGUCGGGCAUUCACUGGAGACGCUGAAGGUGUCCCAUGGUUUGGCGGCUUCUCUUAGCAGCGUUCCAGCCGAGGCCAUGCGACCUCUGACGAAUGUCCAGCACCUGGACUUGAGCAACAACAGACUGAGGUCCGUGCCUGAGACGUCUUUCCACUUCCUGAAGCGUCUCCGGGUCCUGGAACUGCAGCAUAACCAGAUCGACGCCGUGCAAAAGGGAACUUUUCAGGGCGUUAUCCACGUCGCCCUGGAGGAGCUUCACCUCUCAUUCAACAGCCUUGAGUCCGUCAACAUGCACACGUUCGUGGACCUGCCGUCACUGGAGGAACUACGCCUGGAGGACAACAAGAUCGCGCGCAUCGACCGACGAGCCUUUAUGAACAUGGACCGGCUCACGAGACUGGACCUGCGCGGGAACAAGUUGAGGGACAUCUCCGACGAGGCCUUCCAGAACUUGCCCGAGCUCGAACUGCUUAACCUCGCGUACAACAAGCUGCAGUCUCUCGACUUCUCAAUGCUGGAUCAGGUUGGCACGCUCUCGUCCUUCCGUCUGAACGUGAGUCACAACGCCCUGCAGCUCCUGGAGCCGAACGCCACGAAGGGUCGCGGCGGCGAGGUGUCGAACGUCAGGGUGCUGGACCUGUCGUACAACAACAUAACGCGGGUGGUGCGGAACUACUUGAGACCGGCGGAACGCUCCCUAACACACCUGCACCUGUCCCACAACCGCCUGAGCAACGCCACCCGCGAGGUGUUCGGCGGUAUGCCGCACCUGCAGUGGUUGGACCUCGGCGACAACGAGCUGGCGGAGCUUGAAUACGACGUCUUCCGCAACACGAGGAACCUUCAGGUGCUGAUCCUUUCACACAACAAGCUUGCCAACAUCCCCGCGGAAGUGUUCAGGCCCACCUCGGGCCUGCGUGUACUAGACGCGUCUCACAACAAACUGCGCUCUCUGCCCGACGCGCUCUUCAGCGACGGAGGGAUGGAACGGCUCGCGCUGGCCCAUAACCAGUUCCCCGACCUCCCGCUGUCCAGCCUGAGACCCGCGGCUGCGGCCACUCUGCGUGAACUCGACCUGUCGUCGAACUCCAUCGCGUCCCUCAGCAGCCCCGACGUCUUAUCGCGGUUUAAGUCGCUGAUGCUGUUGGACAUCUCGCACAACCAUCUGUUAAGGAUCGAUGACUCGGCCUUCUCGACCCUCGGCCGCCUGUCGUUCCUGGACUUGAGUCACAACUCGGAGGUUGUUCUGGACCCUCGAGGUCGCAGUUUCAAGGGCCUCGAGAGCUCCCUGCUGCAGCUGCAUCUCCGCAACGCCUCGCUGGGCUCUGUACCCGAGCUGACGCUCCCGGCACUUCGUACCCUGUGCCUGGCACACAACCACAUCCAGGAUGUCCCCAUCGAGAUGGCCAGCAGCUUGGCCUCGCUGCAGCGGCUUGAUGUGUCCUACAACCAGCUGCAAACAGUACCAUCAGCAGCGCGCUCUUUGCCUCGCCUCAGACACCUGGAACUUGCGGCCAACCCCAUUACAACUCUGAGCAACGCCAGUUUCCAAGGAGCCAUAGAAAACCUUCAGUCACUGGACAUCCGACACCUCGAACUCAUCUACUUUGAGCACGGUGCACUCAGUAGGAUGACGUCACUCAGAACGCUGUAUAUAAGUCCGUAUUCCGAUGUUCGCGAUUUCAACAUACCACAGAGAAUUCAGCAGAACUCUGGUCUGAGGAAUCUGCACAUACAAGUUCUGGAGGAGAGUGACCUUGAGAAAGAGCUGUCGGGCGCUCUACCGAACAAAGUCCGAAAUAUCACCAUCAGCGGCGAGAGACUGGAGUCCGUCCCACAAAGCCUCUUUAAAGGUGUGCGAAGCCCCAGCCUACACUUCACUCUUCGCAACACAAGUGUGAAGACACUGCCCAGGUCGCUUUUCGAGCAAACGAGCUGGGUUCGAAACCUGAGUAUAGAUGUGAGAAACAAUUCGCUCCAGUCCCUGGGGAACCCAAACACAGGAGAGUUCCCGGGAGUUCCCCGUAAGAUGUUCACCACGGAACUGCAGCUCGAGGGAAACAGAUGGACGUGCGACUGCCAACUGGGGUGGAUAGAGGUGUGGCUACGUAAAAAAAGGCAGUACCUGUGUCCGGAGGGCAGGCGGGAGUGCCUUGAGGACGACGACCUGCGCGAGGCUCGAUGCGAGAACCACAACAACGAGUCGCUGAUUGAGGUGCUCAAGUCGGAGGUGGAGUGCGGCUGGGGGUCAGGUAGCCCCGCCACGAGGCCGUCCUGGGUGCUUGAGGUCGCCGUCAUUGGCUCCACCGUCAUCAGGAUCCUUGGACACGGCGUUCCCGACAGACCCUUAUAGGAUGUUCGCCACACAUGCAGGCCUGCCGCGUAAAGGAUUACGUCUUAUAACACAUGAUACAAGGCCCACAGCAGAAAACAUUAAUUGUUAACCGAAUAUGACAGACAAAAACUUCGAGAUAACAAUUAUAUAUAGCAUGACUGUCGAAUUUUGGUUUCAAGCAAAUACCGAGAUCAUGAAAAAUGUAAGCUUACUCCUACAGUUCUGAGAGAAAUGAACCCAGUGAACACCCUC
Messenger RNA from Zootermopsis nevadensis, 4116 nucleotides. The record is from RefSeq and is a predicted model, not a curated record. NCBI's taxonomy places the organism in Eukaryota, Metazoa, Arthropoda, Insecta, Blattodea, Termopsidae.